Molecule: messenger RNA, 8170 nt
Organism: Salvelinus fontinalis (brook trout)
Lineage: Eukaryota; Metazoa; Chordata; Actinopteri; Salmoniformes; Salmonidae
Product: E3 ubiquitin-protein ligase RBBP6-like
Exons: 17
Coding region: 1751-7384 (1877 amino acids)
Biological process (GO): protein ubiquitination; ubiquitin-dependent protein catabolic process; mRNA processing
Cellular component (GO): nucleus
Molecular function (GO): ubiquitin protein ligase activity; zinc ion binding; nucleic acid binding
Source: RefSeq, a predicted model, not a curated record
AAAUAUAAAUAUAUUUUUGAUUUGUUUAAUACAUUUUGGGUUUCUACAUGAUUCCAUAUGUGUUCAUAGUUUUGAUGUCUUCACUAUUAUUCUACAAUGUAGUGGUUUAUCGUGUAUUAUAAACUAGGUGGUUUAAGCCCUGAAUGCUGAUUGGCUGACUGCCAUGGUAUAUCAGACUCGAUACCACGGGUAUGACAGAACAUUUAUUUUUACUGCUCUAAUUAUGUUGAUAACCAGUUUAUAAUAGGUGUUUGUGUUAUAUGGCCAAUAUACCACGGCUAAGGGUUGUAUCCAGGCACUCCGCGUUCCGUCGUCCCUAAAGAACAGCCCUUAGCCGCGCCAUAUGGCCGUAUACCGGACCUCCUCCGGCCUUAUUGCUUCAUUCUACAGCUCACUAGAGGGCGCUAGCUGCAGCCAAAGCUGCACACGUCACCAAACGUCUAAACCGAAGUUUUCUCUUUGUGGUGUUUAUUGUAACUGUUAAUAACUAUACUGGUCAAGUGUCAACAUUUUUUUUUAAAUAAAUUGGACAUCAAUUGUGGAUACGGAAGAAAAGUUUCUGGGCCUGAAAGAAUUCACAACGGAAGACCUUCAAGUGGUUUGUUGCUAUGGAAGAACUACCCCGCCUUCCCGUGCUCCUGAGCCUGUGGAGACCAGUUUUGACUUUAUGAUUUUAACAGAAGUAGAGUGAAUUGUAUUUAUUUGUAUGUAUGAUAUUUUGUUGUUGUUUUGCUAGUUAGUAUGAGUAUUUUCAUCCAAAACGUUUUUUAAAAUAUAUAUUUUACUACCUCGCACAGUAGGUUGCGCCUUAUAGAUUGGACCUUAUAGAUGAAAAAAAAAUCGUUUCCGUUUUCUUGUCAGGCCAGUUUCCGGGCCCGCCAUGAUGUUCUGAAGACAACGAGGAGCAACGGAAAGACCGUCGAAAUGGAUGUUAUGGAUUUAAACAACGAAAAUUAUAGUUUGGAAGGAGAUAAUUACCGUCGUUUUGGAUAAGAGCCUAAGCUAACUGGUUAUUAAAGUGGUUGUUUCCAGUGGCCAUUUUCUAACCAGUUAACUAGCUACCCAAGUACUGUACGCUAACGUUAGCUGCGGGUAAUGUUUUUGUUUUGAGUGGUAGGUAACGUUACAUCGACCUAGGCCGCAGAUUUCCUUGUCUCAUAAUUUCAUCGUAGGUCAUACAAGGAUAAACAUCGUUCCUGCGUGGACUGCAACUCCGAAGAGGAUCGUUUGAGGACUUAUUUUUGGACGUUUGAUUUUCAGUUUCCGGACGGAUUAGACGAUUUUGGACUGCGCCAUUUACGGCGGAAGAGUGAAGCUUGCGGCCUCCCAUGGACUCCUAACCGCGAACUCGGUGCCUCGCUGCUUUCAGCAGCUACAAGGCCCGUGUUUCCGCGAGAGACUCUACUGACUUUAUUAACCGUGAAAAAGCCGUAAUGGACACUUCUGGAACUGUACUUUUCUUGUGUUUUACCGGACUCUUAAUAACGAACUGACCGGGUUAAAGACGCUGCUUGCUGGUGUCCCGGCCUUUCACUACUAGUAGCUUGGUGUCUUUGACGUAUACAGCUACAAGGACUAUCUGUGAAUACUUCCUCUUAGUUCAUUGCCUGUUUUCCCUUCGAUAUUAUCUUAGACUAAACUGGUAGCUUUCCCUUCAGUCUCAGAUCAUAUCUAGUACUGGUUAUUGUUAUUCUUAACUAACUUGUUGUUUUCCCUUGUCUUGAGUUUGAUUUAAGUGAUAGUUGUGAGAAUGUCGUGUGUUCAUUAUAAAUUCUCGUCCAAACUGGACUACAACACCGUGACCUUUGACGGGCUGCACAUCACCCUGGCCGAGCUGAAACGGCAGAUUAUGGGCAGAGAGCGCCUCAAAGCCACCGACUGUGACCUGCAGAUCACCAACGCACAGACCCGUGAAGAGUACACCGAUGAGGAGAUUCACAUCCCCAAACACUCAUCAGUGAUCGUCAGACGCACCCCCAUCGGAGGGGUCAAACCAGCGGGCAGAACGUUCAUUGUUGACCGUUCUGACAUGGCUGCUGGAUCCUCCAGACCCACCGACUCGUCACCGUCCGUCUCCCUGGCCCAGCUCUCUAAGACUGCCAACCUAGCGGAGGCCAAUGCAUCAGAGGAUGACAAGAUCAGAGCCAUGAUGUCCCAGUCCAACAGUGAAUAUGACCCCAUACAUUACUCUAAGAAGGCCAUCGGACCGCCUCCUGCACAUUACACCUGCUAUCGCUGUGGCAAGAACGGACACUACAUCAAACACUGCCCCAUGCAGAUGGAUAAGAGUAUAGAGGCCCCUAAGCCAGUCAGGACCAGUAAGGGGAUCCCUCAGAGCUUUAUGGUGAAGGCUGAACCAGGAACUAAAGGAGCCAUGUUGACCAGCACUGGAGAAUAUGCUAUUCCUGCUAUAGACGCGGAGGCCUAUGCUCUGGGUAAGAAGGAACGUCCCCCCUUUGUUCCUCGUGAAGCGUCAUCGUCUGAAGAUGAGGCUGAUCCAAUCCCUGAUGAGCUGCUCUGCCCCAUCUGUAACGACCUGAUGAGUGAUGCUGUUGUCAUACCCUGCUGUGGUAACUCCUACUGCGACGACUGUAUCAGGACCAGUCUGCUGGACUCAGAGGAACACACCUGUUUCACCUGCAAACAGUCUGACGUCUCACCUGACGCUCUCAUCGCUAACAAGUUCCUACGACAGGCAGUGAAUAACUUUAAGAAUGAAUCUGGUUACACCAAACCAGCACGAAACAAAACCCUGCAGCAGUCUGCCCCGCCCCCAGCACGGCCUCAGCCAUUCAGAACCCUCGGCUCACGCCAGCAGGACCCCCUAUUGGCCAACAGUCGCCAGCAGGACCCCCUAUUGGCCAGCGCUCGCCAGCAGGACCCCCUAUUGGCCAGCGCUCGCCAGCAGGACCCCCUAUUGGCCAGCGCUCGCCAGCAGGACCCCCUAUUGGCCAGCGCUCGCCAGCAGGACCCCCUAUUGGCCAACGCUCGCCAGCAGGACCCCCUAUUGGCCAACGCUCGCCAGCAGGACCCCCUAUUGGCCAACGCUCGCCAGCAGGACCCCCUAUUGGCCAACGCUCGCCAGCAGGACCCCUUAUCGACCAACGCUCGCCAGCAGGACCCCCUAUUGGUUAACACCUCUCGCCCCCCAGCCUCCCUCACUCCUCCUGUCACCCUGACACAAAGCCUGCCCAUUCAGACCCCACCGAUUGGACCGCCUGAGGUGUCAAUCUCUCCUGACCCCACACCAGAACCACACCGGGCGGAGCCACGGCACUUGGCCAAUCACAACGAGCCGCCGCCGCCAGGUGAGAUGGAGGCGGGGCCUUACAUGAUAUCAGAGCCACCAAUCAGAUCAGCCGACAGCGGACCUCAGGGAUACCACAUGCCUAUGAUUGGUCACCCUCCACCCAUAAGGCCCUCCCACCCAUCAGGUCCACCUCCACAGCCCUCCCAUUCCCACAGAGGAGGACCCAGACCACCUUGGGACAGACCCUACAGACCUCUUUCUGACCACGUUCAACCCCCACACCACCCCCCUCCUUCUGCCCCGGGCCCAGCCCCUCACCUCUACCCGGGCCCUAACCUCUACCACCCUCCCCCCAAUCCCCACUCCAUCCCUCCCCAGUCCUACCCCCCUCCCUACUCCACCGGACCCCCUCCCCCUGUUAACUACCCCCCCCAGUCCCUCUAUCAACACGGCCAGAUGCCUCCGGGGGUUAAUGCCCCCUGGGUUCCCCCUCCCAACACCCAGCCCCUCUCGCUGGGCCCCCCACCCCUCCUACCCUCCGGACCCCCCCUCUCCAAGGAGGACUUCUACAGACAGAGGAGACUCCGACAGGACCAGGUAACGUCCAAGCUGGAUGAGUUCACUAAAGACUUUGCCAAAGAGCUGAUGGAAUACAGACCUGCUCCCAAGAGACGGAGACGCUCCUACUCCAGGUCUCGUUCCUACAGUCGUUCUCCUUUCAGCCGUUCCCCCUACUCCCGAUCCCGUUCUCCUCGCUCUCGCUCCAGGUCUUACUCGUACACCCCCAGCCGCUCCCGCUCACGUUCCAGGUCUUACGGACGCUCCCCCUUCUCCAGACGCAACGGAGGCCGGGGGGGACGCAGCCGCUCCUACGGCCGCUCGCCACGGUCCCGCUCACGCUCCCGUUCCUACGGCUACCGUCGCUCCGGCUCUCCUCGCUCCCCUCCGCCUUACCGAGGUGGUGGUGGUGGUGGUGGUGGUGGUGGGGGGGGCUGGGAAGGAGGAGACGGAGCUGAAGGAGGAGGGGGGUAUCGGCCCAGGUCUCGCUCCCCGGGGGGCUACAGGAGGAGCAGGAGUCCAGGAGGGGUUAGAGGUCACCAUAAGCCCCCCCCUCGAGAGCCGCCUCCUUACGAGCAUAAAGGUGGACCUGACCUGUCUCCCGGGGGCAGGGAGCGCUGGGAGAGAGAUAGCUACAGACAGUGGGAGAAAGAGUACAGGGACUGGUACAACAAGUACUACAAAGACUACAGUACCCAGCAUGCCUCUGUGCACCACCGCGGUGGCCGGGGCAGCAGAGAGAGGGACCGCCUCUCCCCUCCACCCAGAGACUACUCCCCCCAGGGGCGGGUGAGGAGGGGUGAGAGAGGGGGACCUCCCGGACCCCACAGAACUCACCACGCCUUGUCCGCUCUGCCCUCUGCCUCCGUCAGGGGGAAUGGAAGUAAGGAGCGCACGCAGGGGGACGCUAGUAAAGAGCGCACGCAGGGGGGAACCAAAACGUCAGAGGGUGGAACUAAAACUCUGAAAGGGAAGAAACUGAAGAAGAAGAAGAACGGGGAGGAGCUGGAUUCAGCCAACCAAUCACUGGACAGGGGUGAUGCCACACCCGUCAGGGACGAGCCAAUGGAUGAACUCCACACCCUGACCCCUAGCAAAGCCCCACCCACCUCCACCAAGGUCUCGACCAAUAAGGCAGCGCUGCUGUCUGGUAAAACCCCUCCCACCUCUUCCAGCCAGUCAGAGAAGAGCAGGAAGGAGAAGGGGGGCAAGGUGAAAGUAAAGACGGAAGGCAAGGUGAAAGGAGAGAAGGUUAAGAGAAAGACAGGAGGAGAGGCGACGGUCACGGCCUCUAAGAACAAAGAGUCUUCAGCCACCAAAUCAACCAAAGCGUCUAAGGUCAAAUCAGACGAGCCAAUCAAGAGAGAGAAGGGGCGUAGCACCCCUACUGUUAGAGGAAGUUUGGCUAAACUCCCCCUGCCCCGCCCCCUCCCCCCUCACCCCCACGACCUCCCUAAACACCUGGGUGACCCCCGCGGGGGAAGGAGAGACCCCAUUCACGGUGUCGGGGUACGCCUCCCUGGUCGCCCCCUCCAGCCUGCACCUCCCUCCCCAGCAGAGAAGAGGAGGAGAGUGGAGGAGAGGGAAAGGGGGAGGGGGAUGGACAGAGGGAUGGGGGGCCCCCCGGCUAAGCUGCGCCGUGCCGAGGGGCCGUACCCCCAGAGAGGACUUCCAGCCAAGCCUCACCUCCUCCUGAACCUGGCAUGCAGAGAGACGGGUAGAGGAGAGGGUCUGCUCCCCAUCCCUGGAACCUCGCAGACAGGGAGGCUAGAUCGUUUCCAUCCCAUCUCCAUCUCCAUCCCUGGGCCUGGUUCCUCCAUGGACCUGGGGAGAGAGGGGAGAGGCGACGGGCUGCUGCCCACCCCAGGGAGCUCUGAGGCGGGCAGAAGAGAGAGUGACAGGGGGUCUAUCUGGCCUCUCAUGGGUCUGCAGGUCAAACCCUUCCCCCAGAGGAGAAUCAAACUGAACAGAGACCUAGGGAGGAACAGCACUAUGUCCCGCCCAGAGGAGAGACCAGCUCCAGCUACUAAUAUCACCACUACUACUAUCACCACUACUGGAGAGAGACCGGCUGCUCCCGAGAGAGGAGCAGCAGAGAGGGAUGGAGGGAUGGAGAGGGUGGCGGUGAUGGUGGAGCGGAGGUCGUCUGGCGAGAGGUCAGAGGUCAGGUCUGUUAGGUCAGAGAGGCCGUCGUCGGGGGAACGUUUGCCGGAGAGAGGAGGAGGAGGAAGGUCAGUCUCUCUAGACCGCAUGACCAUCGCGGAACGCUCAGCCAUCGCUAAGAAACCUGACGUCACCAGGGAGAGAACAGAGAGCGAGUACACUCCGCCCACUGAGAGAGAGAGACCAGCUGAGAGCUCCAAGGAGAGAGAGAGACCAGCGUCAGCCAAGACAGACAGGUCAUCAUCCAGGGAGAGGUCAGCCACCAGGGAACAGAAAGGAGAGCGAGGAGGAGAGAAGACCUCGUCCUCCGUAGACAGACCUGCCUCUACAGGAGAGCGAGCGGCAGGGACCCAGAGAGAGACUGUAGCUGAAGACAGAGCAGCAGCAGCAGCGGUGAAGGAGGGUUCUGGUUCUGGGAAGACCAGAAAGAUCAGCAGAAAGAGUUCUGAGCCCACGGUCCACCACUCAUCAGACCACUCUGUCACUUCAACUGGCAGCAGCAGGGCUGUAGAGGAGAGGUCUGAGCCGGGCCAGAGCCAGGGUGCCGUGUCUAAACCCCGGGACCUCCAGACCCAGAGGAGACCCAGUCCCGUCCAGUUCCCCAGCCCAGGCAGGGAGAGGGACCGUGGGACCGGAGGAGUCCUCAUCCAGCCUCCACCCCGGUCCAAGUGGGAGAGAGAGGAGGAGGAGGAGGAAGAGGAGCAGCACUCAGCGUCCAGGGAGAACGGGGCGUUGGCGGUUUCCUCCUCCGUGCCCAGAGACGCUCUGAGGAGAGAAGCCUCACCAGCACCACCUAGUGGCCAAGGCAGAGAGGUGCAGGGUAGUGUCUCUAAAACAGCCAACACAGAGGGGAGGAGAGGGAAGGAGGAGGGGACUAGGAGGAGGGAGGAAGGCAGAGGGCUUAAAAAGGGGCAGGUGAACUUUAGAAAACCAGCUAAGACCGAAUCCAGAGGGGUGAAGGAGGAAGGAAGAGGAGGGGCAGGGAGGGAGGAGAGUCGAGGGGCGGGGCUAGAGCCAAGGCGACAGCGUCUGUGUUCUGACCUGGGUAGAGAGACGGACGAGGCAGCCUUCGUCCCCGACUACAGCGAAGGGGAGGGGUCAGACGGGGAGAGAGGCAGUGGCCUGAGCCAUAGCCCCUCUCACAACACCCAGAGCCCCGCCUCCCAGAGCCCCGGCGGCUCCCCUAGCAACCACAGCGGCUCCACGGCGACGGACAAGAAGAAGAAGAAGAAACACAAGAAACAUAAAAAACACAAGAAGCACAAGAAGCAUUCUGCCGACGCUGAGCCUCCCGCCGAAGGAAGGAAGGAACACAAACACAAGAACAAGAAGAAGAAGCACAGGAAGAAUAAGGAGGAGGAGGGAGGAGGGGAGGCAGAGGAGAAGACUGGGCAGGAGUCAACCACCAUCUGAGACCCUGCUAGCUCAUGCUAGCUCCGUUAGCAUCUAGCUAAUGGUUACAACCUGACUUUUCUAGUUCAUGCUAGCUCUUUUAGCAUCUAGCUAAAGACUACAACUGAGACUGCUAGCUCACGCUAGCUCCGUUAGCAUCUAGCUAAUGGUUACAACCUGAGUUUGCUAGCUCCGUUAGCAUCUAGCUAAUGGUUACAACCUGAGUUUGCUAGCUCCGUUAGCAUUUAGCUAAAGGUUAUAACUGGACUAAACCUUCUUGGGGGAUACUUUGUCAAAUUCUUUUAAAUACUUAAGCUGAGCUGGAUAUAGUUUGUUUAUGUAUAAUGGAACCACUGGAAUAAGUGGAGCUCACCUCAGAUAUUUGUAAGUAUUCUGUGUUUUCUGUUAAUGUGAUGCAGGUUCUCUGUGAAUGUGUUUUUGUACAGAGAUGAUGCUGCAGUAUAUUACCCUGAUCUAUGGCUAUAAGGUGUCUGAAACGUCCCAAAUAAAACCCUGUUCACUAUAUAGUACACUUUGUUUGACCAGAGUCUUAUGGGCCGUAGUCAAACGUAGUUCACUAUAAAGGGAAUAGGGGUUAAUUUGGGACACCUCCCUGAUGUAUAGUAGGUUCUCAUCAUGUUCAUAUGAACUGAUCUGAAGUCAGGCUAACUGAAUGGUGACUAGUGGAAGUUACUAUUCUUAAACUUUUUUUUAAAUUAAAAUGUUUUUUCCCGUUUAAACUUUCUGACUGUUGUCUUUUCAUUUAUAGUUUGGUGAAUAAAACACGUCUAAUGUUUAUUAUCAGAA